Messenger RNA from Coregonus clupeaformis (lake whitefish), 1688 nucleotides. Its product is annotated as retinal homeobox protein Rx3-like. Bases 250 to 1203 code for a protein of 317 amino acids. Gene Ontology annotation, biological process: positive regulation of transcription by RNA polymerase II. The transcript has 3 exons. Gene Ontology annotation, molecular function: DNA-binding transcription factor activity, RNA polymerase II-specific; RNA polymerase II cis-regulatory region sequence-specific DNA binding. The record is from RefSeq and is a predicted model, not a curated record. Lineage: Eukaryota; Metazoa; Chordata; Actinopteri; Salmoniformes; Salmonidae.
UAGAGUGUCAGCUAGUGGCCUCUAUACUCAGUUGCGAUGCAUGCCUUACACAGAUUUUUACAAUUAGAUAAUUCGAUUUUUAUUCCAACAAAACAACCGCAAUUGUUGUUUCAUUUUAUUUCAACAUUUUUGUUAUUCAACAUUCUGUGUUUGUUAUGCAUUCUGAAGACUUAAAUUUAACUUUUUCGGGAGUUUACAUUUAUUUCGCAGUGUCAUUUCAAUUUAGUUUGAGAACAUUUUAUACAUCAAAUGUGGCUUCUUGGUUCAACUCCCGAAGUCAUGGAAGAGCGCCUGUCACCUUCUGCACGUUUUGUCCGAAGCCCCUGGAAUAACCAUAAUCAAGCCGCAACGAGGGUUCACAGUAUUGAAGCAAUAUUGGGAUUUAAAGACGAAAAUAUGUUUAAUCAAUCUGUGUCCUACAAUGGAUCAGGAAAACCCACUGAGCCGAGAGGAAACGGAAUUAUGUCAUUCCCGAAGAAAGAACUCAACCCAAAAAGUUUUGACAGUGUCUGCUGCAGCAGUUCGGUGGCCUCUGUCAGUCCUGACUUACCUGAAGGGGAGGAUAAACUGUACGAUGAUGAGAACCCAAAGAAGAAACACCGGCGCAAUAGGACCACGUUCACCACCUUUCAGCUGCACCAGCUGGAGAGAGCGUUCGAAAAGUCGCACUAUCCUGACGUCUAUAGCAGAGAGGAGAUCGCGCUGAAAGUUCAUCUUCCAGAGGUCCGAGUACAGGUGUGGUUCCAGAACCGUCGGGCCAAGUGGCGUCGCCAGGAGAAGCUGGAGGUGAGCUCCAUCAAGCUCCAGGACACUUCCUCCCUCCUGUCCUUCAGCCGCUCCUCCUCCCAGUCCCGGGGCUCCGGGCUACAGCUGGAGCCAUGGCUGAGCACUCCCAUCACCACAUCCACCCCCCUGCAGUCCCUACCCGGCUUCAUCACCAUCCCAUCUCAGGGCCUCCCAAGACCCUCCAGCUACAGCCCUCCACCCUUCCUCAACUCCCCCAGUUUCGGACAUAUUGGUUCUCUGUGUCCUCCUCCGCCGCCCCCGUACCAGUGCUCAGCGGCUGGGUACAUGGACAAGUUAGCUAUGGAGGAGUUGGAUCCUCGUAAUUCUAGUAUUGCGUCUCUGAGGAUGAAGGCUAAGGAGCAUAUUCAGUCUAUUGGAAAACGUGGUGAGGAUGGACCCUGGAUUGCAUCCCUCUGAGGCAAUGCAAAGACUAAAGACUUCUACUGAAUGUAUUGUUGCUGCGCUAUGGACAUUAAAGUCCAAUAUGCUAGAGGACUCUUCUCCACAAGAUGAUGGACAAAGUCAAAAUGUUUUCUUCUUCAAUGGUUUACAUUAUACAUCCCAGUCAGUGUUUUAUGUGCAUUCUCAGUAUUGGAGGAGGGACAACCCAGUCUAAUUUCAGAUAUUCAAGUUUUAUAAUUAACUUUACUCGUCAGUGUUAUGCUUGCACUCACCAAGAUACAUCUGGUCUACUUUUAGGGCCGAUUCUGACUUAGGAAAUGUACGCCAUUCCUCCUUACCUUAUGCAGGUGCGUAAAGGUGUCCAAAUAGGCUGCAUAGGUUCGGUUUGCGCCUAACCCUUGGCUAGGGGAAGUGAACAUCUGUGCUUGCAUACUCCCUUAAAGGGAUACUUUGGGAUUUGGUCAAUGAAGCCCUUUAUCUACUUCCCAAGAAUCAGAUGA